UUGUCUAUAAUAACGUAAUACGUAGACUCCCUAGUUAAGUUAACACAAACUUCCGGUCUUCUCUCCCACGUGAAAGAAACAACAAUGGCGCACGUUGUUAAACAUAUUACAGCUGUCCCUAGUUAUAAGGACUUUGUGGACAUAGUUUUGUCCAGAACACAAAGAAAAACCCCCACAGUGAUACACAAACACUAUAAGAUCUCAAGAAUUCGUGAGUUUUAUAUGCGGAAAGUCAAAUUCACACAACAGACAUUUCAUGACAAGCUCUCUUUGAUCAUUUCAGAGUUUCCUUUGAUAUCGAAUUUACACCCUUUCUAUGCCACUUUGAUGAAUGUGCUUUACAAUACUGACCAUUAUAAGUUAGCUCUUGGUGGCAUUAAUAAAGCCAGACAGUUAAUAGACGAUUGUGCUAAAGACCAUGUGAAAUUAUUGAAAUAUGGAGACUCACUCUAUAGGUGUAAAUGCCUCAAAAGAGCUGCCUUGGGCAGAAUGGUCACAAUUAUGAAAGGCCAGUCUAAAAAUCUCCAGUAUUUAGAGGAAAUCAGACAGCACAUAAAUCGUCUCCCAACAAUAGACCCAAACACCAGGACCCUGUUAAUCACUGGAUUCCCCAAUGUUGGAAAAUCAUCCUUUAUUAACAAAAUUUCUCGUGCUGAUGUAGAGGUGCAACCCUAUGCUUUUACAACCAAGUCAUUAUAUGUGGGACAUACGGAUUACAAAUAUUUACGGUGGCAGGUGCUUGAUACUCCUGGUAUUCUUGAUCACCCAAUUGAAGAGAGAAAUGCUAUUGAGAUGCAAGCUGUUGCUGCACUUAUACACAUCCGUGCAGUAGUCUUGUAUAUAGCAGAUGUGUCAGAACAAUGUGGGCACUCUUUGGAAGAACAGCUUGCUUUGUAUAAAAAUAUCAAGCCUUCCUUCAGCAACAGACCUAUAGUGAUAGUCUUGAAUAAAAUUGAUGUGGUCAGGCCUGAUGAACUCUCAGAGGAAAAGAAAAAAAUCCUGGAUGAGUUCAGAGCUGAAGGUGAGCCAGUACUUGAAAUGAGUACAAUGACUGAGGAAGGUGUCAUGGAUGUGAAGACAACUGCAUGUGAGAAAUUACUAGCAUUUCGUGUUGAACAGAAGAUGAAGUCAAAUAAAAUUGGCAGUAUAACCAAUAGAUUACAUGUUGCUGUUCCCAAGAAAAGGGAUGACAAGGAAAGACCUGUGUGCAUCCCUGAGGCGGUGUUGAAGAAGAAGAAAGCUAUGGAUGUAGAUGGAGCUAAUCGUAAACUUGAAAGAGACAUAGAAAUGGAAAUGGGAGAUGACUACACACUAGAUUUGCGCAAAACUUGGCUCCUGCAAAAUGAGGAUGAGAAAUAUGAUGUUAUACCUGAAAUAUGGCAAGGUAGAAAUGUGGCAGACUUUAUAGAUCCUGACAUUAUGAAGAAACUAGAGGAGCUUGAAAAAGAGGAGGAGGCUAGAGAAGAGGCUCACUACUACAGUGAGAGUGAAAGUGAUGAGGACGAAGAAAUGAAAGAGAUCAGGAAAACUGCUAAAAAGAUCAGAGAGAAGCGUACCAUCAUCACCAUUGAGUCUGGAGAGAAGAGAAGGGUAGAGAAGUCCAGAAUGCCCCGUUCCAAGAAAAGAACAAGAAGUGUUGCCCAGCUGGAGAAUGAGCUGGAGGAACUUGGGGUGGAGAUUCCCCGUAAUUCUGAGAGCCAUUAUGGAAGAGCUAAGAGCAAGAGUAGAUCUGCUAGUCGUCCACCCCUGAAGAAGAAGAGAGAUGAAUCUGUGGGAUCUGUAACACGCAGUAAAUCACGAACACCUAGAGAUAAAUCUGGCUUGAGAGAUAACACAAUGAUUAGAAAGGUCAAGAAGAUAGCCAAGAAAGCCCAGAAACCCUUCAACCAUCAAGCUAAGAAGGGAGAAGGUGAUCGUGUUAUUCUCAACAUGAAGCCUAAACAUCUUUUCUCUGGCAAGAGGAAGGCUGGGAAGACUGAUAGAAGAUAAUUGUAUAUACAUGUGUUUUCUUUGUAUUGUCUGUCUGCGUUGGUGAACAUAGUAUUGUUUUGUUCUCUCUGUAUUGAUUGCAUUGGUGAAAUAAAUCUGUAUUUAACUUA
Biomphalaria glabrata is the source of this 2099-nucleotide messenger RNA. Its product is annotated as GTP-binding protein 4-like. Gene Ontology annotation, cellular component: nucleolus. The record is from RefSeq and is a predicted model, not a curated record. Gene Ontology annotation, biological process: ribosomal large subunit biogenesis. Bases 85 to 1989 code for a protein of 634 amino acids. Gene Ontology annotation, molecular function: GTP binding; GTPase activity; RNA binding. The transcript has 17 exons. NCBI's taxonomy places the organism in Eukaryota, Metazoa, Mollusca, Gastropoda, Planorbidae.